UGUGUUACAGCAGGAUCUCGGUAACAAGGCAACAGAGCUUGAAACAGCACGUCAAGCACAUGAGCAGCAGCUGAAACAGAUCUCGGACCAGCUCCGGGAAGCGACUGAGCGUAUGGAUAGACUCGAGCAAGAGACAGAACGUAUGUCCUCCCAGAUUGUUGACUAUGAACGGAUAUGUGCCGAGAAUGAUGCACAAAUUCAUGUGCAACAAGAGGAGAUACAAUCACUACAGGCUCGUAUCCAAGAAAAUGGUCAAGUCAUUCAAGAUUUGACAACACGGUUAGAGGCAAAAGAAAAAGAGGUCGAAACACAGCAUCAUGAGAUAGAACAACAAGGUGCUCUCAUCCAGAGCCUCCAGACCCAGUUCAAGAUCUACCGUCAGCACAUGAGUCAGGUGCUUAAAGAUCAAAGAGAGACCAAGUGCCAGGGUCACUACAGAGAGCUCAACAGACUCCUGUCAGAACUGCAUGAAGCCAAAAAGUUUAUUAAUCAGCAGGCCAUUCACCUUGAUAACCUUAAAUCCGAUAUCUAUUGGCUCAAUUCAAGAUGUGAUAAAGCCGAACAAUCAGUCAAGGAUAUGUAUCAGGAUAGACUGGACCAAUACAAAUUUUAUCAACUCUUUUACCAUAAUAAACUUUUAGUCAUGAAGCAUGAAAACAAGAAAACACAACAACAACAACAACAAAGGAUAGCGAGAAAACCCAUAAAGAAAGAAACAGAAAGACCUGUUUCUAAUUGUAGCUCACAAAGUACAUUUUCCUUCUCAAGUAGAUCCACUGUGUCUAUACAAGAAGCCGAGCAUUUACAAAGUAAGUCUUUUCUUAAAUGUUUGCUGUUGCUCACUCUUUUUUAACAUAGUCAAAAUGAAUCCUCAUCUUGGUACUGUUUCACAUUAGCCUAAUACCCUUUUUUAUUUACAUACAAACAUAUACCUCUU
Rhizopus microsporus ATCC 52813 is the source of this 937-nucleotide messenger RNA. RefSeq lists its product as uncharacterized. The transcript has a single exon. The record is from RefSeq and is a predicted model, not a curated record. Bases 113 to 853 code for a protein of 246 amino acids. Lineage: Eukaryota; Fungi; Mucoromycota; Mucoromycetes; Mucorales; Rhizopodaceae.